UUCUUCCGCAAAACUCUUUCUACUCAAACUCAUGUAGGCCUCUGUGUCUCCCCUUCCUAGAACUAGGGUUUGCAGAGUUCUCCAUCCCUCCCUUCGUUGCUUCCUCUGUCUCGCCCUUUUCGAAGAAUUAGGGUUACUGCUGGAGCCGUGAUUGUCUCCCUAUUGAUCUUUGUGUUUCAAUGCCUUCAAAUCUCCCUAUCGCAGCGACCUUGGGAAGUUCUUGCCUCUGCCAAACCGCUGCCUUCUCCACUGAGAGGCGAGCGAUUUCGGCGAAUACGCGAAUUCAUCUUGUUUCUCUUUGUUCGUCUUCUUAUCUGAAUCCAUAGAAACGCGUGCGGUUGUUAGAUCGGACUCUGUACGAUUCUAAUGGCGCCAAGUCGCAGAAAAGGUUCCAGCAAAGCCUCUGCCGCCGCUGCAGCCGCUGCCCGCCGGCAGUGGAAGGUCGGCGAUCUCGUACUUGCGAAGGUCAAGGGGUUCCCAGCAUGGCCUGCAACUGUGAGCGAGCCACAGAAGUGGGGAUACUCCACAGAUUGGAAGAAAGUACUUGUCUACUUUUUUGGAACUAAACAAAUAGCCUUCUGCAAUCCUGCCGAUGUUGAAGCAUUUACAGAAGAGAAAAAGGAGACUCUUUUAGUUAAGUGUCAAGGUAAGGGAGCUGAUUUUGUUCGUGCAGUACAGGAGAUCAUUGAUAGUUAUGAGAAGACAAAGAAACUGAACCAACUUGACGACGCCAGUUCUGGAGGCGAAGUUACUGUAACAAAUGCUGCUGGGGAUUCAGUGGACACAAUGGGUAAUCUUGAAUUGAAGGAUCAGACUGAAGUUCCCUUGGCUUCAGUCAAUAUACGACUAAAAGCUUCUAGUUGUGCUAAAGAUAGAAGUGAGCCAAGCCUCCCCGUUGAAGAUGCUGCAGUUGCAGCCCAAUUAGAUGCUUUGCAUGAUAGGGAGAGAGUGUCUGAUGAACCCACUGAAAAUGUGUUGGGUCCAGAAACAACACUAUCACCAACUUACUCAUCGAGAAAACGAUUUAGGGGUACACAGCCAAAGAAUUGCGUCACACUCAAAAAGACACCAUCAGUGAGAAAAUCUAGAAGUUUAUCAAGGGGUGAAUUUUGUAGAUUUCAGAGCUUCAUGAUGCUGUCGAAUGAUGGCAGUAAAAGUUCGGAGGACAUAGCAGUCAAUUUAACACGGGAUGGAUCCUUGAGAAAUAACAAAGGAUCCAGAAAGUCUCCAGUUGCUUCUGUUUCUCAUUAUGUAGAUUCACCAUCUUUUCCUGCAAAUGGUAGCAUUGAGGACAAUGGUUCUGAAAUUGUUACAGUUGAAUCUGACACCCAUAGUUUAAAUGAGGGCAGCACUAUAGAGUCAGGUUGUAAAUAUGAGCAGCCCGACAAGGUAGUUGAAUGCUUGGAGGAAGAUAUUAGGCUGAGCAAAAAGCUUGAUCUUCAAAUGAGGUCAGUUGUUACUAAGAAGAAAAGGAGACCAAACAGAAAACGUGCAGCUAAUGAUGUGGCUGCUUGUUCCGCUAGAUUAGAUGGAGAAACAGGUCUGGAGGCAGGGGGGCAAAAAACUGGAGAAAGUUCACCCAGUGGAUGUGAAAGGUCAAAUGGAAGGUGUUCUAAGGAAGAUGGUGAUGAGCAUCUACCAUUAGUAAAGCGAGCGAGGGUUCGAAUGGGUAAACCAUCAUCUGUGGAGGGGAAGCUCAAUGACUACAUACAGACGGAAGAUAACUCAGAGAAAUGCACAAUAGAAGCGACAGCUAAUCUGUUGGGGCAGGUCUGUUCAUCUUUAGCUUGCAGUGCUGAUGUCCCUGCGGAUAAAAAUGUAAUUGUGGUAGAGAGGGCUGUUAGCACUUCAUCGCCUGCUGAUAAUUGCAAUCAAAUUACAGAAGAUAUGCCUCCUUUGUCAUAUGUCAAGAAGAAUAAAUCUUAUGGUUGUUUAGUUGAUGGUGAAGCUGCUUUGCCGCCUUCUAAACGCCUUCAUCGUGCCUUGGAAGCUAUGUCAGCUAAUGCUGCUGAAGAUGGUCAAGCAUAUAGUGAAGCACCUUCCACUGUGAAAGCAGUGAUUAAUGAGUGUCGCUUUUCUUCCGUGGGGAGAUGCCCUGACAUGGCCAUGGAAAGCAAAGCUGGGAAUACCUCAGGAGUGCAGGAGGAUGCAGAGGUUCUUGCUCAUGAUGAUUCUCAGGUCGGCAUUUCUGGAUCUUCACCCAGUUUAAACCUACAUGUAUCUGAGGAAACAGCAAAAUUUUCCAUAGAAGUGGAAUUUGGCAAUCAGCCUGCUUUAAGUUCCGAAGGUUCAAACCAUCAGUUCUGCAAAGAUGUGGUUAUGGAGGCUGCAGACUGUAUUGAUGGUAUAGAUCCUAAUGGUUCAUCUUUUGGUAUUCAUGCUAUUAAUACACUGGGUGAAGUCCGAAGUCCACAGCCUUUGCCAGAUACUCUAGAUAGAAGACCAGGCAGUCUGAGAUCCAAUGAAAAUUCAUUGAAUGAAUUGUUGCCUUCAAAUGAUGAAGGCAAUGGGACUUCUGAGUUAAACAACAGUAGAGCAGAAAAACCAGAAAAGCCUGUUGAAUUUGACAGUUUAGAAUGCGCUAAGAUGAGUCUGCAUCCUGACUCAGGGGCUGAAGAAACGGGUAAAGUUUCACCUCAGAAUGGGACUAAUUUGCUUCUGUAUGGUGCUGAGGGUAAUUGUUGUGAAUGUAUCAUGCUUUUGAAGCCUCAAAUAGAUGACAGCAUCCAAGUUAAUGAUACGCGUGAGGUUGUGAAUUUAGACCAUAAAUCAAGACAGAAGGAUGUAAAUGCUUCUCCAUCUCCAACUUCAAUGAAGGUUACAACAUCAGCUGUGCGAGGGGGACAUCAUAUAUCUUGUUCACCUGAAGUUUCUGUCAACCAUUCAGGUGAGAAGAAGGUCUCUUGUAUCCCAUCAAGUCCAUCUUCGAUGAAUGGAGUGGAUUGUCCCGCACAAGGCGUGAUAUGUGGUUUGUCUUCAGCUAGUAGCACCUUUUUUCUUCAAAAAAAUAGCUAUUGUAGUCCUGUUCAUUUACACAAGGAGAAAACUGUGCGUGCUUCAGAUGAUGAAAGAAAGUUUGAAGCUGCAGCAACUCAUAGACCGAAAUCUGUGGGCAAAUGGGGCAGUAAUGCAGAUGCAAGUACUCUUCUAAAAUUCUUUGAAAGCAUGCUUGGAACAUUAACUAGGACAAAGGAGAGCAUUGGUCGAGCAACACGUAUUGCAAUUGAUUGUGCAAAGUUCGGUAAUGCUACUGAGGUGUUGGAAAUUCUUGCCCGUAAUUUGGAAACUGAAUCAAGGUUACACAGACGAGUGGACCUCUUCUUCCUUGUGGAUUCUAUAACUCAGUGCUCUCGAGGAUUGAAAGGUGAUGGUGGUAUAUACCCUUCAAUCAUCCAAGCAGUGCUGCCCCGUUUGCUGUCAGCUGCUGCUCCUCCAGGAAAUACAGCACAGGAAAAUCGUAGGCAAUGCCUAAAGGUUUUGAGGCUAUGGUUAGAAAGAAGGAUCCUUCCGGAUUCUCUCAUCCGGCACCAUAUACGAGAACUUGAUUCCCUUAAUGUUUCAUCUUCCAUUGGUUCCUUUUCUCGGCGCUCAUCAAGAACUGAGAGAGCUUUGAAUGAUCCUCUUAGAGAGAUGGAGGGUAUGCUCGUUGACGAAUAUGGAAGCAAUUCAAGUUUUCAGCUUCCGGGAUUCUGUAUGCCACGUAUGCUUAAAGAUGAAGAUGAAGGAAGUGAUUCUGAUGGAGGAAAUUUUGAGGCCGUUACUCCUGAACACAAUUCCAAAACCCCUGAAGAACAGGAAGCAAUCCCCACAUCAGCUAUUGAAAAGCAUAGGCAUAUUCUGGAGGAUGUUGAUGGUGAGCUUGAAAUGGAGGAUGUAGCGCCCUCUAAUGAAGUUGAAAUGAAUGCAACUAAUAAAGUUGCUGAAGUAUAUAUUGUACAGGCUUCUCAUCAUCGAUCUGAACAGCUUUUUCCAUUGUCAUUUGCCCCUCCACUACCCUGUGACAUGCCGCCAUCAUCUCCUCCUCUGCCAACGUCCCCUCCUCCAGCUGCUCCUCCUCCACCCCCUCCACUGCCCCCUCCAGCAAUAUCCCAUCCUUUCACUAAUGGUGUUGAUUCAAAGCUUUACAUGGAUACAAAUAGUAUGCCAGACAGCUUACAACAAUCAAUCUCAAAGCAGUCAAUUAAGCCAAAAAUCAACCCAACAAUCUCAGAUGCCGUACAUUAUCAUGCACCUGAGCAUAGAGAUUUUCAGAUGCAGAUGCAGAUGUCUGAACCCUCUAUUUCUUCCUCUUUCAGCAGUUUUCCAAUCUCCCCAUCACCUAUGCAUUCAGUGAAUAAUGUUCAGCCAACAGACUCUGCUGCUUUGCGUAACAAGGCUUACCAGCUACGCCCACCUCAUCCUGCACCAUCAAACCAGUUUUCAUAUGUUCAGGCAGAUCAGCGAAUGCCACCACGAAGGGAAGCCCAACCCCCAUUAUACUCUAAUCGGUACCAUUUUGCACAGAACAUGGAUGGUGGAAACUUCUACAGUGACCAGGAUGGAAUGAAAUCAGGCUCACAUGAGCCCAGUGAAAGGUGGAGAUUUUCUGCACCCUCGUUUCACGGUUCAGUUAAUCUUGAUAGAGUUUCUUAUGCAACUGGUCAAUAUGGUGGCCCACUGCAUGAACCAGCGAGAAUAUCAGACCAAGGCUGGGCUUUUCCUCACCAUGGGAUGAAUCAUAGAAGCUUUGUGCCUGUUGGACCACCUUCUGAAAAUGGAUUUCCAGUGGCAGUUAGAGGGCCAAACUCUUGGGGACCGAGAUGAGAAUUAUCAAAGGAGCAUCAAUUGCUGGUAUGGCCCAUUUUUUACCUGGGUUUUGCGGCUUGUCUAAAUACUUGGGAGUGAUUUUUUUUUCUGGGUUAUGGUUUUCAACAUUGGAAGAUCCAGAUAUUCAGAAGAUUGGGAAUUGAAGAACGGCAUUCUAGCAUCCCUGAUUGUACAUAUGUAUUUUAUCAUGUUGUCUGACAUUGCAUAGAGCAAGAAGAAAGUCUUGGAGUUUCAGGCUGUCAUGUAUCAUUUUUUGGGUGGGUUUAUUUUCAUUAGGUUUUUAGUAUUAAUUUAUUUCUUUAAAGCCCUUCAUAGGAAUUCAAGUAAUGUUUCAUGGGCUAUUUGUUAGAACUUUUUCUUUUUGCCAAGUUAUUACGUUUUCGAGCUUCUUAUGUGUUGUAUAAAUACAGCUUUUGUUCAUUUUUUUGGGAAACAUCUGUUUUAGUGCGGCCUGCAUUAGAAUUGAGUACAGCACUCGUGCAAGGUAAAAUUCUCGUCAAGUUAUCUGAUGAUUCAAAUGACUUGGGAUAAACAAGUUGUCAUAAAUAUCGAAUAAAUUAAACUGAAUGAUAUUUGAUUAGUA
Molecule: messenger RNA, 5389 nt
Organism: Malania oleifera
Lineage: Eukaryota; Viridiplantae; Streptophyta; Magnoliopsida; Santalales; Ximeniaceae
Product: protein HUA2-LIKE 3-like
Exons: 12
Coding region: 367-4803 (1478 amino acids)
Biological process (GO): regulation of transcription by RNA polymerase II
Cellular component (GO): nucleus
Molecular function (GO): double-stranded DNA binding; transcription coregulator activity
Source: RefSeq, a predicted model, not a curated record